Messenger RNA from Rhizoctonia solani, 1287 nucleotides. RefSeq names its product C2H2 zinc finger. The record is from RefSeq and is a predicted model, not a curated record. The transcript has 7 exons. NCBI's taxonomy places the organism in Eukaryota, Fungi, Basidiomycota, Agaricomycetes, Cantharellales, Ceratobasidiaceae. Bases 1 to 1287 code for a protein of 428 amino acids.
AUGGCAGAAGCCCUCCUUAUCAUAUUGGCUCUCGAUUACGCACUCCAGGUCCCAUUACCCCUAGUUCUAGCAUCUGUUCUUCGGAAAGCCAGCAGGGACCUUGUUCAUUCCUCCAAGUUUGUAAUCGGGAUCACGAGGAAACUCGUGGGAGCUCGUGUAAAUCAGCCAAACAGCAAUAUCAAGAAACCUCUUAACAAGACUGAACAAAUUACGACGCACAACGAUCUCAAGCUAAACAAGGGACAUGAACCCAUUAGUGCUGUGGAAGGACAAGCACAAUCUUCUCCUAAGCCCAAGAGUAAUCAUCGUGGUUUCCUACGCGCACCUGUAUCCAAGGGUCCCCCUAACACCUGCCGGGUUCAUAAGAAUAGUGUUGUAGGAUGUGCAACCUUCUUCGACCAUAACAAUUACGAAUACAAGUUGCUCUGUCAUGGGGAGCUCUACUUCCGUCCCAAAGGCACACACAUGUUCCGCAACGGUCCCGUUGUACCCAAAACCCCCGGCAAUUUGUUCGCCGUAAAGCUCGAUAAUACAGGAUCAAACGUCGUUACUUUCUGCUUUGGGCCUGGCUCUAGAGCACUUGGUGAAGUCAAUGGCUAUGCUGAGUUUCGCCCAGUGCGAACUCGCAUAGCUUCAAGUCAAGAAGCACACGGCCUCGAAUAUGUCCCAGGACAGGGAUGUGUGUUCGACUGGGUAUACGGAACUUGCCCUUCAUCAGAGUAUCCAUGGGACUAUAACCGACUAUACGAUGUAGGUUGGAUGCAUUCCAGCCCCACCACGGAGGAGCAGUUCAUUUCCAGUGAAGAGGCUCCCGCGGAACAGUGCGCUCUGUUUGCCGACCACUCUCACAGCACCCUGUGGCAAUCUCUCGAGGGUCUCGAUCUAGACAUAGUCAAUCGGUCUCCUAUGCUCGAUAACCUUGGUGGUGAAAUUCAAGUCGGUCUCGCCCACGUGGAACUCAAUGACCGUGUUUAUCAACACGCCAACAACGCACAGCUACUUCCGUCUUCAUCUGGGGCUCCGCCUAGUCUUCCAGUUCCGCUCACCCCUAUUCACCAUUCCGCGGCUUGGACAAGUACUGAUUCUCCGGCGGCAAGCAAGUCGGUCCUUCGCCGAACUUGCACCAUCUGCAACCGUGUUCUACGGCGCCCAAGUGCAUUAACUAUUCAUAUGAACGCUCAUUUGGGGGUCAAGCCAUUCAAAUGCCACGACUGUGACUAUAGCUCCACAAAUAUCACAAACCUUCAGCGACACCAGCAGACGAAGCACACAAACGGAGGAAAGUAG